Daphnia pulex (common water flea) is the source of this 1451-nucleotide messenger RNA. RefSeq names its product ribonuclease H1-like. Gene Ontology annotation, molecular function: RNA-DNA hybrid ribonuclease activity; nucleic acid binding; magnesium ion binding. The coding region runs from base 333 to 1280 and encodes 315 amino acids. Lineage: Eukaryota; Metazoa; Arthropoda; Branchiopoda; Diplostraca; Daphniidae. The transcript is spliced from 7 exons. Gene Ontology annotation, biological process: DNA replication, removal of RNA primer. The record is from RefSeq and is a predicted model, not a curated record.
AUUCAAUGAUGGCCGCCAAAAGGGGGAGGGUCGUCAUCUGUCAUCAACAUAACUAUCAAGACAAAUUGAGACAAAGCACAAACAAAGACAAAGGCAAAAAUCACCUUGGAAUUGGAUCAAGGUGUUGCAAUAUGCAAAGUCCUCCGAGGUUUAAUGGAAUUGGAAGCUUAAUGAAAUAAUGUGCUGAAUUGUUGACUGUUGAUCAGAUGAUAGUAACACGACUCUAGUAAAAAACAAAGUAUAUUUUGAAGAAGUAAUGUGGAUGUCUAUUGGAUUCGUUCAUUGCCGUCACCAUUCUCAAUGUGAUGCUACAAUAGUACAGAAAAAAGAGGAUGGCUUUUUACGUUGUCAUUAAAGGAAGAAAACGAGGUAUCUUUCGUUCAUGGCCUGAGUGUGAGUCUCAAGUAGAUGGUUAUCCUGGUUGUUUCUUCAAGAAAUUCACCAUCAGUAACUUUGGAUGUCGAGAGAAGGCUUCAGCUGCUGCUGCUCUCGAGUAUAAAAAACAUGCAUCUAAUAAUAGACUCAACAACAAAGAAGGAAGAACUUAUUUUGCAGUAGCAGAAGGCAAAGGCAAAGUUACUGGAAUAUUUUUUAAGAAGGAAGACUGUGAUAUGCAUGUGGAUUGUUCAUUUCCCAUAUACAAGGGCUUUGAGACCCUACAAGAAGCAGCUGGAUUCAUAAUAUCUUGUUUGAAACAAAGAGCAGUGGAAUUCAAAAAGCAGUGUCCAGUUCGUUCAGAUAGAGUUCGUGAUUUACAAAAUUUACCCACUAGAUUUUUCAAGUGGCCUUUCCACGUCGACAGUGAGGGAUUCGUGCAAGUGUAUGUUGAUGGAUCCUGUUUUGAAAACGGGAAAAAUGGCGCAAAAGCUGGACUUGGUGUGUUCUUCGGCAAUGGUCAUGCGAUGAAUGUUAGCAAAGCUGUUCAAUCCGAUAGCACGCAAUCCAACAAUUCUGGGGAAUUGCAGGCCGUCAAAGAAGCCCUUCGAGUAGCUAAGCAAUGUGGGAUAAAGAAACUCAAGAUUCAUUCCGAUUCCCAGUACGUCAUUAAAUGCUUCAAUUAUUGGGUAAAAAGUUGGCAAACUAAAGGAUGGAUGACAUCAGCAUCGACACCUGUUAAAAACAAAAAGGUUAUCGAAGAAAUCUGCGACAUAUGGAAUUCCGAAAACAUUCAGAUCGAAUGGAAUUUCGUUCCAGCCCAUAGAGGGAUCAGGGGCAACGAAGCUGCGGAUAGACUUGCUAAAAACGGUGCGAAGCGUGCUGUCCGCGGUACUCCUUAUUGACCUUCCACCACAUGGUCCCUUAUCGUUAUCAGUCAAGUACGUAAUUUACGAACGAGGGACCACUACAGCUUUAAAGCCACUGUAGCCCACAGUAAAUCCAUUGAUGGGGUCUAAACUCGGAAGAGGCUCAUUUUGUACAGGUUCAAAUCGAAACUUUUUGAUCAAAGCAGC